Molecule: messenger RNA, 1636 nt
Organism: Paramormyrops kingsleyae
Lineage: Eukaryota; Metazoa; Chordata; Actinopteri; Osteoglossiformes; Mormyridae
Gene: sh3bgr
Product: SH3 domain binding glutamate-rich protein
Cellular component (GO): cytoplasm
Source: RefSeq, a predicted model, not a curated record
AAAGAAGCAACAGGAUGUAGUGGGAUUUCUGGAGGCUCUGAAGAUCGAAUACAUGCAAUUGGAUAUUGCAUCCAACGAGGAGAACCGCCAAUGGAUGAGGGAGAACGUCCCAGGGGAGAAGAAGCCCACAAAUGGGAUUCCGCUGCCCCCGCAAAUCUUUAAUGGGGAGGACUACUGUGGGGACUAUGAUACAUUUUUUGAUGCCAAGGAGGAAAAUCAAGUCUUUGAAUUUCUGGGUCUUCCUGCUCCCCCAGGAUCAAAGAAGAAAACCCCCAGGCAAGAUGAAAAGGAUGAAGAGGAGGACGAGGCGAAGGAUGAAGACGAUCAACCAGUGUCAGAGGGAGAAGAGGACCUGUGUGUGUCUGAGUGCAUGUCCCGCGUUCUCUCCACGUUCGUAUGCUCUGCUGACACGGCCCCCUCUGCCUUCCAGGAAGACUAAGAACUGCAGCAACUUAAGGAAGAAGAAGAACCCCCAGUGUCAGAGGAGGAAGAAGAUGAAGGGGCAGACGCGGAGGAUGAAGCAGACUAAUAGCAGGACUAGAAUUCAUAUUCGUCUAUGCAUUGUAAAGUUAGGAGAGGCCACCCCUGCCAGGAAUGACCUUUCAGCCAUCAACCCCCCCCAUGCCAUGUCACCACCUUGUCACCUUUCCUUUGCUCAGAAGGAAAAUCCCGUCACGCCACUGUCAGACCUUGAAGACCACAUUGUGCACAUGACCGUACUGCACACCAGCUCCUCAGCGAGAGCCAUUUCCAUACCAUACCAUUAUAAUUAUUAUCAUCUCAGAAAAUACAGAAUGAAUGUUCGAACUGAUCUUAUAACUUCAGCUCUGAUGUUGCUUGUCUCUUAAAAUUUCUAUCCAGCAGCCUUUUAAACAAGUAUCCAAACUGCAGCAUAUUUUCUUUAAUUUCACAUAAUUUCAGAUUGAUUGCCGAUUUAUGUACUAUUAGACAUAUACAGGUAUAAAAUGUAGGUGGAUUUUAUUUAGUUGUGAAAAAAUAACAUCUUUGAGAAAUUGUUUUGCUUGCAGUGUAAGCGAAUGCAGUUUUGUUGCAGUCAAACUAAGAGUCUGGAACAGGAGUAUCUGUAGCCAUAAUGUACAGUGUACAUCAUACCUUCACUGUUUAUUUGCUGCUUAACAAUAGUAAUAGCAAAAGGUUAACGCAGACUCACCACCUUGAAGUUACUGCCUAGGCUGCCGUACGAACGUUUCUCGUGAAUGUUAUACAGAAGCAUUGUAAUGAAAUCUAGAAAUAGAUCUCUCUGUAGAUAACUUUGAAAAAAUUUGUACUGCAGUUUUGCACACUGUAGUACAGUGAGUUUGCUUGAUGGGAUGCAUUACUGCUGCUUAGAUCAUGCCUGGAUUCAUCAGGUUCCCCACCCACGGCUCGCAGGAAAAGCCCCAUCUUUGUUAGUUCUGCUUGAAUGCACUCGCAUUAACGCAGAGAGAAGGAAAAGCAGGGAAGAGUUUUAAAAUAUUUGGCUGACUACCUUAUAAAUGCCAUAGUCCACUGAGAAUGUGUUUUCAUCCAAAUGCACAAACUGUUGAAACUGUUGUAUGCACUUUGUCAAAUAAAAAAAAGUGAUUUUACGUACCCCUAGGUGUAAAGAAAAUUUCAAUAAAAUUUUGUUAGUGAU